Molecule: messenger RNA, 1203 nt
Organism: Tetrapisispora phaffii CBS 4417
Lineage: Eukaryota; Fungi; Ascomycota; Saccharomycetes; Saccharomycetales; Saccharomycetaceae
Exons: 1
Coding region: 1-1203 (400 amino acids)
Source: RefSeq, a predicted model, not a curated record
AUGAUAUUCAAUAAAUACGUUCAAGCCAUUGUGCUCGCUGCCUUUGUUAGUGGUGCUUACGCUCAAGAUUACCUUGUCACUCUGAAUGCUGAUUCAAAUAGUGACACCGUUGGAUUUGAGAUCAACUCUAAUGAUGAUUUGGGUAGGAAUCCAUUAGUGGUACAUUUAGAUAAAAGUAAUUUAUCACCAGAGAUGUUAGAAAAGUUAGGUUCUGUUCCAAACAUUGUCUUUGCUGACUUGCCAGAUUUACCACAGUUUGUCAACCUGAGAGAGUACAUCUCAAAGGAUGAUAAUGGUUUACAAGAAUUAUUAAAAGGCAUUGUCCCCGAAUCAAAGAAUAUUGACUGGAAUAAUGUUCAAAAUAAUCAAAAGUAUCAAGAAUUGGAAGGUGUAUUUAAUGAAUUCUUGAACGAUUCUGUAGAUUCAAACAAAAUGAAGUGGAGGAAAAAGAAAUAUGAAUCUUCAGAAUCGUCGGAUUACGAACCUACGUACACAUCAAAGUAUAAACCUUCAUAUUCGUCUGAAUAUGAAACUUCAAAAUCAACUCACUACCCGACUUCCCAUAGUAGCCCACACACCAAGGAAAAGUCUUCCUCAACCACAUACCCACAUAGUUCUUCGAAAGAAAGCUCAACUUCUCGCCAUAGUUCAAAUGUCAAUCCAACAUCGCAUACCAGCGAAAGCUAUCACAGUGACAAAACUCAUACAACUACUUCCCACGUAACCACAACUCACGUAAGUACUGAAGAAAAGAAGACAACUGAACAGAAGACUAUUACAACUGCUCAUACAACUAAAGUUCCAGUAACCAAAACUACUGAGAAAGAAACCACUUUGACAAAGAGUAUAACUAAAAAUGGAACGACUAAAGAGAUUGUUGUUACGACUAAAGUUCCAGUUACCACCACAUAUAAGAGUAUUUCAACGAUCCAUGAACAAUCUAACAAUACAUUAACAAAGACAACCACAAGUUGUCCAGAAAAGUCAAGUAGCACUGGAGAGGUUAUUUCUAAGACCAAGAAAUCAACUACUGCCACACCAACAAUGAUUAACUAUCCACAACCUUCAAUUGCAAUCAACGGUAACAUCACAAAUAUUACUGGCGGUGGUGAAGAAUUCAAUAAUUCGAAUUCUUAUUUCAAUUUAUCAAUAAGUUUCUUGAUUGCAAGUGUAAUUGUUUCAUUAUUUGUGGCAAUUCCAUAA